Ictalurus punctatus (channel catfish) is the source of this 4704-nucleotide messenger RNA. RefSeq names its product serine/threonine kinase 35, like (gene stk35l). The transcript has 2 exons. The coding region runs from base 214 to 1437 and encodes 407 amino acids. Gene Ontology annotation, biological process: autophagy; autophagosome organization; axon extension. The record is from RefSeq and is a predicted model, not a curated record. Lineage: Eukaryota; Metazoa; Chordata; Actinopteri; Siluriformes; Ictaluridae. Gene Ontology annotation, cellular component: cytoplasm; autophagosome. Gene Ontology annotation, molecular function: ATP binding; protein serine/threonine kinase activity.
ACGGGUGAACUGAACUCCUCCCCCCUCCUGAGGAAUAAUGGUACAGUCCGGACUCCAUUCAAACGGUGCUCUGAGUGAGAGAGUGAGUGACGCGCUUCGCGGGGUCACAACAUGGCUGCCGCUUUAUAUCUAACAAAACAAACCAGAGAGGGAGCGGAGCAGCAGCACGGCGCGCGGGUUAUGUAGGUGUGUUGUGCUGAAGGAGGAGAUGUGAUGGACGCUGCGGAGAGACAGAGAAAGCGGAUGACCAGGGCCUGUAAGCGCUCAGGAGAACACGGGGAACACGUCCCGGUCCUGCGCUCACUGAGCACCGGGAAUGUCCGAGCUCAUAACGACACCGCCGCCGGCGCCAUGGAGGAAGGAGAAAGAGGAGGAGAAGGAGAAGGAGACAACCCGCUGGAGCAGAAGGUGUCGGCGCCGCGGUACAGCCUGGUGCGGGAGGUCGGCCGCGGCAGCUACGGCGUGGUGUACGAGGCGGUGGCGCGGAGCUCCGGCACCGUGGUGGCCGUCAAGAAGCUGCGCUGCGACGCGCCCGAGAACGUGGAGCUGGCGCUGGCCGAGUUCUGGGCCCUGACCAGCCUGGAGAAGCGGCAUGAGAACGUGGUGCAGCUGGAGGAGUGCGUGCUCCAGAGGAACGGCAUGGCGCAGAAGAUGAGUCACGGCAACAAGCGCUCCAGACAGUACCUGCGCCUGGUGGAGACCUCCCUCAAAGGUGAGCGUGUGCUGUCGAGUCCGGAGGAGCCGUGCUACCUGUGGUUCGUGAUGGAGUUCUGCGAAGGAGGCGAUCUGAACCGCUUCGUCCUGUCCCGGCAGCCCGACCCGCACACCAACGCCAGCUUCAUGCAGCAGCUGAGCAGCGCGGUGGCGUUCCUGCACCAGAAUAACAUCGUGCACCGAGACCUGAAGCCAGACAACAUCCUGAUCUCGGAGCGUUCCGGAGCGCCGGUGCUCAAGGUCGCCGACUUCGGGCUGAGUAAAGUGUGCGCAGGACUCGCGUCCGGACCCGGACGUUGCGCCGACGCCGAGGACAAAAACAAACCCGGAGUCAACGUGAACAAGUUCUGGCUGUCGUCGGCGUGCGGGUCGGACUUCUACAUGGCGCCCGAGGUGUGGGAGGGGCACUACACGGCCAAGGCAGACAUCUUCGCCCUCGGCAUCAUCAUCUGGGCCAUGAUCGAGCGGAUCACCUUCAUCGACGGCGAGUCGAAGCGCGAGCAGCUCGGGACGUAUGUACGCCAGGGCACAGACAUUGUACCUGUAGGCGAGGCGCUGCUCGAGAACCCGAAGAUGGUUCUGAGCAUCCCGCAGCGGCGGCGCUCGCACAUGUCCUCCGACCUCCGCAGACUCCUGCGGGACAUGCUCGCCGUCAACCCGCAGGACCGACCCGAUGCUCAGGAGCUCCACGGCAGGAUCAAUCGCGUCAUCUGUGCUGGAUGAUCUCUCACAUCUCUCUCUCUCUCUCUCUCUCGCACACAAACUCUCUCUCUCUCUCUCUCUCACACACACACACACACACACACACACACAAAGGUAUGUCUUAAAAAUGAAUUGAAAGUUUGUUUCUCUUGAAUGUUCGUUGAUUUGUUUGGGUACAGUUUGUUUGGGCUACAUAUACCCUCAGUUUGUGACCUCACAAUUCCGUUUAAUCCAGUCAUAUCCAAAUGAUAUGCAAAUUACGGCGAAUGAAUGAUCAUGUUCUCGACAUGCAGAAUCUGCAUGCUAAGCGAGCGAGCUAGCUAUUUAAUGUGGCUAACGUUAGCGGUGAGUAGAUGGCGGUUGCCAUGGUAACGUUAAAAUAGAUCCCCGAUUGCUCGGCCAAAAUCAAAUCAGCGAGUGAUGUGAGCUAGUUAGCCAAACAAACAGAGUUCAUUAUUUUGUGAUGAGAGGAGGGAUUCGAGACCGUUUCCUGUUUGCAUAUUCAUAGAUUGUGUUUGUUUGUUUUUUUUUAAUUUAUAAAAUCUAGAUGUUUUCUGGAAGGGGGUAAAGUUAUCUAACAUGAACUCUGGGUGUUUGUACUUGUACACCCAGACGUGUGUGUGUGUGUGUGUGUGUGUGUGUGUGUGUGUUGUCUUUUGUCUUUAUCUAAUCGAGCCGAGACGUUACACAACUGAACCCGUUCACCCCCGGUUCUCUGCACUCAUCUGUCUCUCGGUGCUAAUGAGAGUGUUCCAGCUGUCCGCCGCACUCUUCCACCCUACACACACACACACACACACACUCACUCUCUCUCUCUCUCUCUCUCUCUCUCUCUCUCUCUCUCUCUCUCUCUCUCUCUCUCUCUCUGAACAAGACGGAGAACACAAACGCUCACGGUCCGGAUCAUUCACCCCGAUUUAAAGAACCGUUCUUCUUUUACUCGUGUUCUCACGCUCUGGACGUAAUCAGAGAGAGCACCGUGGUAGCUAACGAAGCGUGACGUUAAUUACUGUAGAUAAAAGUCUACACACCCCUGUUAAAAUGGCAGGUUUUUGUAAAAGAAUGAUACUAAAAUCAAUCAAUCAAUCAUGUCAAUCACCUUCAAUCAUUCACCUUCAGUGUGAAAGGAUUUAUUACAAAUUGUUAGUAUACUCAAACUGUUUUUAUUGGGGGGGACAGUAACCUAGUUGUGUAAGUGUUCACCCCCCUAAACGAACACUUUGUUGAAGCCCCUUUUGAUGUUAUCGCAGCACUCAGUAUUUUUGGGGUAAGGGUCCAUCGGCAUGGCGCAUCUGAUCUUGACUUAGCGAUAUUUUCUCAAAAACAUCCUAGAUCCGUCAGAUCUCCUGUGCACAGCCCGCUUCAGGUCACGCCACAGGUUUAUAGUUGGAUUUAGAUCUGGACUCCAGAAACAUCGGUCGUCGUGUGGCGAAGCCGUUCUUUGUUGAUUUGGGUGUGUGCUUUAGGUCAUUGUCAGGGAAGGGGGAGACUCCUUUUCAUCUUCAGCUCUCUAGCAGACCCCUGAAGGUUUCGGAUUAAAAUCAGAUGGUAUUUGUAGCUAUACGUGAUUUUUACCUCCACUUGAUAAAAGCUCCAGUUCUGGCUGAAGAAAAUCAGCCGUAAUGAUGCUGCCACCACCGUGCUUCACCGUACACACUGCAGUGUUCUGGUGGUGUGAAAUUUUUUAUUAUUUAUUUAUUUAUUUAUUUAUUUUUGUGCCAAACACACCUUAUGGAAUUAUUACAGCUUUUGGAAUGGGUCUCCUCGGGCCAGAAGACCUUUUGCCACAGGGUUUGGGUGAUUUAGUUGAGCUUGGAUGUUUGGGUUUUGUUUUGAUUUUCUGAGAAAGGGCUUCUGUCUCGCCAGCCCACCCUGAGAGAUUGGUGUCACAUGCAGAGCGUGAUCAGUGCUCGUCAGAUGUUCCUGCAGCUCUUUAAUGCUGCCGCUGGUCUCUCUGUCUUGUGCUUUUUAUAAAUGUUGGAUGGACGUUCCUGUACUUGGUGAUGUCACUGUGGUGCUCCGUUUUCUCCACUUGUUGCCGAUGGCCUUCGCGGUGUUCCAUGCUACAUUGAACGUUUUGGACAUUCUUUUGUACCCCUCUCCUGAUGGACAUCUUUCACCAGGUGAGAUACCGUACAGGCUCUGUAAGCUCUGUGUGGUCCGUGUCUUCAGCAGUCGGAUGAAACAAGAAGAUGUGGAGAAAGUCCAGUUACAACAGGAUGUGCUACAGGAUGUGCUACAGGAUGUGCUCAGUUUUUCUCCAGUUCGACUUUUAUGCGUCUGUACGUUCACGUUGGGGAAAAAGUUGACCGGAUUUAUCUUGGUUUCAUUUUCUUACAUCACAAAAACCCGCCAUUUUGACAGGGGUGUGUAGACAUUUUAUAUCCAGUGUACAUGGCGUAAUGCACGUCAGGGGGAAGCGAUCGAGUUCACCAUCAUGUAGCACAGCAGAUCUGUCAAUGUGACCUAAUAUAAAAAAGUGUCAGUAAAUCACGAAGGCGAAAAAAAGCCGUUUUUUCCAUUCGGAUGGUCUCGGUACUGGAUCCCGGAAAUCCGUCGUGCUUGUGAAGUUUCGCUGAGAGAAAGACCGCGCCACUGCGAGAUGAUGUAUUUGGGGUAAUGUUUGUACUCUGGCUACGGAUUCGUGGGGGUCACUGUGAGGAUUUUAUACGGAUGGGAUAGAAACGAGAACUGAAGUCUGCGGCUGUCGGGUGUCUCUCUUCGGAAGACUACACGUUAGCUUAAAAUAGCACGCCGAGAGAGAGAGACGAGCAGAGGAGGACGGACAGACAGACAAAUGGAGGGAGAGACAGACAGAUAAAUGGAGGGAGAGACAGACAGAUAAAUGGAGGGAGAGAGGGACAGACAGACAGAUAAAUGGACAGAUGGGGGGGCAGCCAGAGACAGAUAUAUGGAGAGGACUGGGAGAGACAGAUAGGUGGACAUGGGGAGAGGGACGGAGAGAAAGAGACAGAUAAAUGGACAGAUGGGGGAGAGAGAGACAAAUGGAGAAGAUGGGGGGAGUGAAAGAGCAAGACGGUGAGAGUGAGAAAAAGGGAUACAGAGUGAGAGAGACGGGUGGAUAAGAGACCGACAUGGAGAGUGAGACAGACAGAUGGAUAGAGAGUGAGACAGGGGGAGAGAUUUGGAGAGUGAGACAGACAGAUGGAUAGAGAGUGAGACAGGGGGAGAGACGUGGAGAGUGAGACAGACAGAUGGAUAGAGAGUGAGACAGGGGGAGAGAUUUGGAGAGUGAGACAGACAGAUGGAUAGAGAGUGAGACAGGGG